GUACCAGUAAGCUUAAAGACCUCCCAGGUCGAUACCUGCCUACCUAGACUCCUCGGCUCAUUCAGAUCAAUACAAGUGCUGACAAAAGACGCGCGCGUACCUCUGACUGGUUGAGACGUCCCUUCGUCCAGAGAGGAACAGGUAGUUCAGGCAGCGAGUACUAUCUACACAUCACAAGCGUUUGCUGACUGAGGUUGACGUUGAAGAGCCGUCAUACUCUGGCAGUGGGUAGGGACAUCUUCCCCCACAUUCGCUAUAAAACGACAGAGGGAACAGGGUCGGUCUUUAAAGACUUGAUUGACGGGGCGGAGAGCCAUCUUUCACAACACAUAGUCCGUCGGCAGUUAAAAUUGGUAUGGUAUCCGACGCUGGGAACAAAAUGCUAUGGAAGUUCUUCUGCUGCCUUGUCUGUUCUGUGGCCAUUCCAAUCAGCAUAUGCACAGCGUCUGCCGCAGAUGACGUAGCUGAUGAAGUAACGGAUGCUUUUGAAAAAGGCAAUGAUGUGCACAAACGAAGUGCAGAGGAAGACUAUGCUAAAAGACCUUUUGAUGAAUUGGCCAGUGGACUCAUCGGGAAACGUGGCUACACUCCGUACAGACUGUUUGAGUACCAUACCUUCAAACGCCCAUUCGAUCCUCUAGCAAGUGGCCUUAUAGGAAAGAGAGCCCCCUUCGACCCCCUUGCUAGUGGACUAAUCGGGAAACGACCCUUCGACCCUCUUGCAAGUGGCCUUAUAGGAAAGAGAGCCCCCUUCGACCCCCUUGCUAGUGGACUAAUCGGGAAACGACCCUUCGACCCUCUUGCAAGUGGACUUAUUGGGAAGAGAGCCCCGUUCGACCCCCUUGCUAGUGGACUAAUCGGGAAACGACCCUUCGACCCUCUUGCAAGUGGACUUAUUGGGAAGAGGUCACCCUUUGAUCCCUUAGCCAGUGGGCUUAUUGGAAAGAGAGCCCCGUUCGACCCUCUUGCCAGUGGACUAAUCGGGAAACGACCCUUCGACCCUCUUGCAAAUGGUCUUAUUGGGAAGAGGUCACCCUUUGAUCCCUUAGCCAGUGGGCUUAUUGGGAAACGACCCUUUGAUCGUCUUGCUAGUGGCCUGAUCGGAAAACGACCCUUUGAUCGACUUGCUAGUGGCCUGAUUGGAAAACGACCCUUUGAUCGACUUGCUAGUGGCCUGAUUGGAAAACGACCCUUUGAUCGACUUGCUAGUGGCCUGAUUGGAAAACGACCCUUUGAUCGACUUGCUAGUGGCCUCAUCGGAAAACGACCCUUUGAUCGACUUGCUAGUGGUCUCAUUGGAAAACGACCGUUCGAUCCCUUAGCAUCUGGCCUGAUCGGAAAGAGACCCUUUGACCGACUUGCGAGCGGAUUGAUAGGCAAAAGGACCUCAGAUGAUUUCGAGAAACGGCCAUUUGAUCAGUUAGCAAGUGGCUUGAUUGGGAAGCGAGACAUAGAAUGAUCGGUGAAACAAGUUCUACAACAGGUUGUGAAAAAUUAGGACACACAGAGUAAAUGCUAUAUUUUGGACUGAUUUUGACAGACUUUUGUGCCAUUGUGAAUUCGCUCAUACAUGUUGUGAAUUGCAGUAUCAUACUUCAAACAUAUAUAUUACAUAUGAUGUUACUAUUAUUCUGUUAGCAUUAUUCCGAUGCGAGGGGUCAACAUUUCGCAUUUUUUUAAAGUAAAUCAGAACAUAUUAUUUAUUUAUGUAAAGUUGAGUAACAAGCAGGGUAUUGUUCUUUUGUUUUUCACCUGCUACUCCUCCGUACAACGGAACAUACUAACCGAACAAGAUAAUACUUAUUUAGAGUGUUUCAUUAAAGUUAUACUGCGAACUUGUCUUUAAAAAAAAACAACAGCCCAGCUCAUGCACCAUUGGACUUUAUGCGCGCCUUUAACUUUGAUAGCUCAUGCGCUGGGUCGAUAUGUUGAGCAAAUAUGUGAUCCGUGUUAUUAAAAUAUAUGAAUUCUA
Messenger RNA from Haliotis rufescens (red abalone), 1972 nucleotides. RefSeq names its product LWamide neuropeptides-like. The record is from RefSeq and is a predicted model, not a curated record. NCBI's taxonomy places the organism in Eukaryota, Metazoa, Mollusca, Gastropoda, Lepetellida, Haliotidae. The transcript has 4 exons. The coding region runs from base 356 to 1459 and encodes 367 amino acids.